GCACAAUUCGACCCCCAAUUCACAUCCGGCCAGCUCAGCGAACGCGAAAUGUGGAAUCAAACAUGGAACGUCAACGUCUCCGGCACGCAAGUCCUAACCUCAAGCCUCGUCCCUCUCCUCCUGCAGAGCAGCGACCCGCGCAUCCUCUUUCUGACCUCCGGCCUCUCUAGCUUAACGCGGACCAGCAACCUCGACGUCCCAGCGAACCGCAGCCCCGCGAAAGGCUGGCCCAAGACGGGGUUCAGCGCGACGGCGUACCGGAGCUCCAAGACGGGGCUGAACAUGCUGGUGCGGGAGUGGCAUCGCGUGCUCAAGGAGGACGGCGUGAAGGUUUGGGCGAUUGCGCCGGGGUUUCUGGCCACGGGGUUGGGGGUGGGGGAUCCCGAGGUGUUGAAGACGAUGGGCGCGGGCGAUACGCAGGUUGCGGGGCCUUUUGUGAGGAGUGUGGUGGAGGGGGAGUGGGAUGGGGAGGUUGGGAGGGUUGUUUCGAGGGAUGGGGUGCAGGAGUGGUGA
Molecule: messenger RNA, 513 nt
Organism: Aspergillus steynii IBT 23096
Lineage: Eukaryota; Fungi; Ascomycota; Eurotiomycetes; Eurotiales; Aspergillaceae
Product: putative short chain dehydrogenase
Exons: 1
Molecular function (GO): oxidoreductase activity, acting on the CH-OH group of donors, NAD or NADP as acceptor
Source: RefSeq, a predicted model, not a curated record